Messenger RNA from Diaporthe citri, 1749 nucleotides. RefSeq lists its product as uncharacterized. NCBI's taxonomy places the organism in Eukaryota, Fungi, Ascomycota, Sordariomycetes, Diaporthales, Diaporthaceae. Bases 1 to 1749 code for a protein of 582 amino acids. The transcript has a single exon. The record is from RefSeq and is a predicted model, not a curated record.
AUGCGCAGUCUAAUUCCCACUUUGGCGUUGGUGUUUAGCUCCGUCUCCGUCUCUGCAUCUCGCUCUACCUCGAACCACCCUGAUAUUGAGAGCGCAAACAAGAACGCGUUCGCCAUCUUCAACUCGAUCCACUCCGCGAUGCGACAGUGGGGCUCGUCUGUUCACCACAAUGGCCUGUCGUUCUAUCUCGCCACAGCGCCCGAGGGCAGCGUCUUCUAUCAUGGAGGCUUCAGUCCAGACCGCCCCGAAAGCUUCGAGUGGUUGGCCUUUGAAGUGGAACAUGCUGCGCAAUUUGCCGCCUCAUGGGAGUUCACAGAAGACUUGGACCUCCUCACCAGAGCCGAGUUGACGCACGAUGAAUAUGUCUUGAAGACUCUUCUCAGGCAUCGGAGCUCCCAUGCCAAGCCACCGUCUGAUACUCCUCACAGUCCGUCCUUUCACGACAGCCUAUUCUCGCAAAGUCCCAUGGCCACUAUGAAGGAGACGGACGACGACGAUGACGACAAGGACCCGCCACCCAACCAGCCGCCCUUCGAUAGGCUGAUCCGCGGAUAUUUCCAUCUCUACCGUGCGAAUCGGCCCCUGAAUCUGCUCUACAUCGAUGGCCAAGCUGCCGCGAAGUGCCCGCUUGGCUCCCUCGAUAGCCAGGACUUGAUCCUGCUCGGACGCGACAAGGCGGACACUGUCCCACCAACUUUCGGGGAGUGGCCGCGAGCCGAGCAACCGUGUGCUCUUGCGGAGGAGUGGAAGCAUCCGACUGGCGCCAAGAUCGAUGGCUUUAUACGCAUGGAGGCUGGGUUUGAGAUCAUCUACUGCGACUUCUCCGAAAAAGGUGGGCUAGAUCUGGUAUCGGUGCAAGCGAGCUCUUUUAGCAACGAGACUGGGCUGCUGCCACAUCAAGCCGCCUCGCUCUUCGAGUGGCUCCGCGCCUCUGCCGCUCGUUUUCACGGGCACCCGGCCGGGCGGUUGGACAUUGACUGGAGCAGCAUGGUGUCGGCAUUUUCCUACCCGAUGAACGUGUCUAAUCCGGACUGGCAUAGGCAGGAUCUACCCAGGGUAGUGAACGCCACGGCCGAAAGCAGGUCGACAGUUCGCGACAGGUUGAGGGAUGUAUUUUCCGCACGCGGUGGUCAAGAAGUGACGAAGCGGACGGUCGUGAACUGGCAAGGUGUAGUUGACAGCAUCGUGACACGCUUCGCCGAAAGGCUGGGGUAUAUCGCGAACAACCAGUGGUCACACGAUGCUUUGCUCCUCGCCAUCGGCACAAUGGUCGAUCCAUACAUCAACUAUAUCGACCAUAGCACCAACUCAGAGCACUUCGCUAUCGAUCGUUGCACACAGCACUAUCUCGAUCCGUCCCGUCUUCGCCCCGAGACAUGGACUCCAGAAGACCACGCCAUUGCGGCCGCGGUGAAGAGGGUAUCCCACAAUAUCUGCGACACGCUGUUUUUCCUGCGGAGUGUCCUGCGUGCAAAUCCUAGGAUGACGCCCAGCUCUGGCGAUGUUGUGAAGGCGGUGCAGGGGAAGAUCGUGCAGCUUACCGAACGUCUCAGGUGGAGCACCUGGAGGGAGUGUGAGAGGUGCCCGUCUCCGGAUGAGAUCUGCAGUAUUCCCAUGUUCCCGACUGGCGCCUCCGAGGAUGACUACUUCCACCCGAGCUGCAAGAACAUCACUGGACUUCUGCAGGGCUUUGGGUACUGGCAGAUCGACGUACAUACCCUGUACUCGAGUGGAGCUAGGAGAUGUUGA